UUUCAAUACGUGUUUCUGCUUCAAUUCGUAGUGAUUUGGAUUCUCUUUUGAUGUUAUCUCUACGGAAUUUGUGAAGAAAAUACUUCAGUGUGUGAAUAUUCGUUGUUUGUCAUUACUGUGGAUAUUCUCUCGUCGAUAGAUCUACGGAUUCCACGAAAAAUUGGAACUUGUUUGAUUCGUAGGUUUUGAUAUGUCUGUUAGAUUAGCUCGAUUACGGAUUAGCUCCAUAAGCCGAAGCUCGUUGCUCUGAGCGGGAGAUGGAGAUUACUUUAUGUUAGCAGGCAGACAUGUCUGCAUAUGAUAAUGUUGUUGGGGGGAAGCUAAAACUAAAAGGGAAGGCUUUGGAUGUGAGAGCGGGUGGGGUGAAGAAGAAAAAGAAACAGAAGAAGCACGAAGAACAAUCUGGUAAAAAACUCAGUGAACGUGAACUCCUAGAAGGAGAGGGGGCAGGAGCAUCGGAUGAAGCCAAUGAGGAGGAAGAAACGGUUGACAAGUCAGCUGGGGAUGAUAAACCGCUGCAUUGCGAUGACCAACUAACACCUGCAGAGAGAAGAUACAUAGAACAGAGGCAGAAACUGGAUGUGAACAAAUUGGCAAAGGAAGCAAACAAGUCUCAUCGAGACAGGAUUCAGGACUUCAAUCAGUAUCUCGCCAACAUGAGCGAGCACUAUGACAUCCCCAAGGUCGGACCCGGUUGAUUGAUGAAUUCUUCCUACAGGAAUCUCUGCUAUCUCUCUGUCAUCUGUCGUUAUGGUUAUGGAAACUGCUCUUUUGCUUUUUGCCUUAGAUGUUGAAUUUGUGUCUCUCUCUACCAUUUGAGCUUGGGAAUAUAUACCCCGCCAAAUCACUUGACAUGUACUAUGCAUCAAUGCUAUUUUAGUGUUGGGAACGAAA
Messenger RNA from Tarenaya hassleriana, 894 nucleotides. RefSeq names its product protein FAM32A. Bases 288 to 698 code for a protein of 136 amino acids. Lineage: Eukaryota; Viridiplantae; Streptophyta; Magnoliopsida; Brassicales; Cleomaceae. The transcript is spliced from 3 exons. The record is from RefSeq and is a predicted model, not a curated record. Gene Ontology annotation, cellular component: nucleolus.